This is a messenger RNA of Prunus persica (peach), 2218 nucleotides long. RefSeq names its product probable glucan endo-1,3-beta-glucosidase A6. Gene Ontology annotation, cellular component: plasma membrane. The coding region runs from base 548 to 1939 and encodes 463 amino acids. Lineage: Eukaryota; Viridiplantae; Streptophyta; Magnoliopsida; Rosales; Rosaceae. Gene Ontology annotation, molecular function: hydrolase activity, hydrolyzing O-glycosyl compounds. The record is from RefSeq and is a predicted model, not a curated record. The transcript is spliced from 3 exons. Gene Ontology annotation, biological process: carbohydrate metabolic process.
CUUCCUCCGCUGAGCUGCAAAUUUAUUAGGCUGCCAGCAACACUCAAACGGCUAAUUGUACUUUUCGUCGGUAUUUAAUAGACUUUUCGCCAUUUUCCACCUUUCCUCUCCUUCAUGGAAACCGAGCAAAAGGGAUUUGUUUACUAAUAAAACACCUAUAAUAGGUCCCACUGCCUCUCUCUCUCUCUCUCUCUCUCUAUCUCUCUCUCUCUCUCUGUGUGCUCUAAAUCCUUGAUCUUUGAUCUUUUCUUGCCCGGUAUGUAACUUCAGCAAUCGGAUCUGAUUCUCUCUUAGCAGUUAGCAUCACUCUGUCUCUCAACCCUUUCCUUCUUUUCUUUAUCUUUUCAAAAAAGUUAUAUUCCCAAUCCUCUCUCAGUCCUUAAAACACCUCAACUCCAACGUAUCACCUAAACCCACCUCCUUCCAAAGAUCCAAUCUUUGAGCUCCAUAUCAUCUGUUUCUGCUUCGAACUUAUACAUUUGAUUAAAAAGAUCAUCUUUUUAUUCUGGCAGGCUUGAAAUUUACACUGAGCUCAAGCAGAAUAAAAAUGGAGCUGGGUUUUGUUCCCCUGCUCAUCCUCUGCUUCUUAGUCUCCAUUUCCAGUGCAGAGCUCGCAGCCAAGGUGGGCGUGAACUUUGGCCAGCUAGGCAACAACCUACCAUCUCCAUCAGAGUCGGUGAAGCUCAUCCAAUCCCUCAAAGCCAAGCGAGUCAAAAUCUAUGAUGCCAACCCUAAAAUCCUCGAAGCUCUCAGAAACACAGACCUCCAAGUCUCAAUGAUGGUGCCCAACGAGCUCAUCAACAACAUCUCCUCAAAUCAAACACUCGCAGACCAAUGGGUACAUGCCAAUGUGGUGCCCUUUUACCCCGAGACUCUGAUCCGGUACCUCCUCGUCGGGAACGAAAUUCUCAGCCAACCCGAUAAAACAAUCUGGUUCAAUCUCGUCCCGGCAAUGCGCAAAAUCAAAGCUGCCCUCAAAACCCAUGGCAUCACAAAGGUCAAAGUCGGGACCCCAUUGGCCAUGGACGUCCUCGAAUCGUCGUUCCCACCAUCAAACGGUACGUUUCGGUCCGAUAUUUCGACAUCCGUCAUCAAACCCCUGUUGCAGUUCGUGAACAAGACCAAGUCUUUCUUCUUCGUCGAUGUCUACACGUACUUCCCUUGGUCUUCCGAUCCCACCAACAUCAAUUUAGACUACGCUCUGUUCGAAUCCAAGAACAUUACAGUCAAAGACCCGGUUUCGGGCCUAACCUACCACAACCUAUUCGACCAAAUGGUGGACGCUUUGAUUUUCGCGAUGAAGCGACUCGGCUUCCCGGAUAUCCGGAUUUGGAUCGCCGAAACGGGUUGGCCCAGCGGCGGCGACUACGACCAGAUUGGCGCUAACAUCCGCAACGCUGCCACUUAUAACCGAAAUGUCGUCAAAAAGUUCAACGCCAAACCGCCGGUCGGGACGCCGGCCCGACCCGGUUCAGUGCUGCCGAGUUUCCUUUUCGCUCUCUACAACGAGAACAAGAAACCGGGUCCAAGCACGGAGCGGAAUUUCGGGUUAUUGUACCCGAACGGGUCGAAUGUGUACCCCAUUGACUUGAGCGGGAAGACGCCCGAGUCAGAGUACGGGCCGUUGCCGGUGGCGACGAACAAUGUGCCGUACAAAGGGCCGAUAUGGUGCUUGGUGGCCAAGGGAGCCAACAGGAGCGCGGUUGCGUCGGCGUUAUCGUACGCCUGCUCGCAGGGGAAUAAAACUUGCGACCCGAUUCAACCCGGAGGGAAGUGUUUUAAACCCGACUCGUUGGUUUGGCACGCUAGCUAUGCGUUUAGCGCGUACUGGGCUCAGUUUAGGAAGGUCGGUGGCAGCUGUUACUUUGGAGGGCUUGCUACUCAAACCAUCAAGGAUCCAAGUUAUGGAUCCUGCAAGUUCCCUGGUGCAAAACUAUGAGCGCAUGUUAGAGAGGGUGAAAUAAGCUGCUAUUUUCUUCUUGGAAAAUUUAUUCAUGAUAUUUAAUCUAUUUAAGAUUUAGGGAUGAUUUAUAGAGGGUGGUAGCUUUUAGGCUUCAGCUAGUCAAGGUUUUUUGGUUGUUUUUGUCACAACUGCUUGUAGUUUCUGCAUUCUUCCAACGGCUAUUUUCUUGCUUUCUUCAUACCCUGCUCGUUGUACCUCUUUUUCCUUGUUCCUAAUAUAUUGCAAUUUUUUAUGGCAAUGCCAAGUGCCAACGGC